Molecule: messenger RNA, 6200 nt
Organism: Cataglyphis hispanica
Lineage: Eukaryota; Metazoa; Arthropoda; Insecta; Hymenoptera; Formicidae
Gene: Pur-alpha
Product: transcriptional activator protein Pur-alpha
Exons: 7
Coding region: 113-1015 (300 amino acids)
Biological process (GO): regulation of transcription by RNA polymerase II
Cellular component (GO): nucleus
Molecular function (GO): DNA-binding transcription factor activity, RNA polymerase II-specific; RNA polymerase II transcription regulatory region sequence-specific DNA binding; purine-rich negative regulatory element binding
Source: RefSeq, a predicted model, not a curated record
CCUGUUCUCGCGCUCUCCGAUCGCCGGGGGGGCCCGCCGCUGAGAAGACGUCAAGGGACGACGACGCGUGGAAGUUUAACCAAGAAAGGAGCGUGCUGCCGCGAGAAACGCAAUGUCCGACCGGGAGAGCCUGGACGAUCAGCCGCAAAAAUAUGGAAACCCAGGCGGCAUGGAUGCUGGAGGGGCUGACUUUGAUUCCGGUCAGCAAGGCCAGCAGAGCGAACAGGAACUGGCGACGAAAAUGCUGCAAAUUCAAAGCAAAAGAUUCUACCUUGAUGUAAAACAAAACAGACGUGGAAGGUUUAUCAAAGUCGCCGAGAUUGGAGCGGAUGGAAGAAGAAGCCAAAUCUAUCUGGCACUCAGUACAGCAUCCGAAUUUCGGGACCAUCUGUCAACAUUUAGCGAUUUUUAUGCAUCUUUAGGUCCACCAAAUCCGGAAAACGUACCAGAUGACGGAAAACUCAAGUCAGAAAUGAUGGUGAAGGAUAAUAGGCGAUAUUACUUGGACCUCAAGGAGAAUUCUCGCGGCCGUUUCCUGCGGGUGAGUCACCCUGUGUCGCAGACGAUAACACGGGGAGGACCUAGAACGCAGAUUGCAAUACCAGCGCAAGGUAUGAUAGAGUUUCGUGAUGCGUUAACGGACCUUCUCGAGGAAUUUGGGACGGACGACGGUGGCUUUAAAGGCGACUUGCCGGAAGGCCGUUACAUGCGUGUGGAUAGUAAGAAUUUCUAUUUUGAUAUCGGCCAGAACAAUCGUGGCAUCUACAUGAGAAUUUCUGAGGUGAAGACAAACUUUAGGACAGCCAUCACCGUACCGGAAAAGUCUUGGGCGCGUUUCCGUGAUAUCUUCGCAGAUUAUUGCGAAAAAAUGAAGGAGGGUGGCGGCGUCAGUAGCAGCAGCGGAGGGAAUGUAUUGUCUGAAGGGAAGGGCUCGGUGGUGGCACAGGUACCAUCGCCAUCUUCGAACACACAGCCUAACCCCAAUCCAAAUUUAGACUCUCCUCUAAUCAAGUGAAAAAGGCUUUAACUUAACUCGAACAUUUGGAAAUUAUAACUCGUUUUCAAGUCAUUAAGCGAAGUAAAGGAACUUGUCAGAGUCUAUGCCAUCGUCGGUCAUCGUCAUUAUUAUUCAUCGGCUAUGACAUGAUCAUCGGCAUGAUCAUCGUCAUUGUCACACCGCCAUCAACACUACAUUACUGUCACCGUCGCCUGUCACCGAGAUACUAUCAUCGACACCGUCAUCGUCAUCGCCACCGUCACAUCAUACACCGUCACACUUGCCAUCAAUGCGCGAACACCAAAACUCGCCUGAAAUAUGGCUAUUAUAUCGCAAAGAGUAUCAGCCGAUUGUUGAAUAUAUAUUCAUAUAAUCACAGAUUUGAUAAAAAAAGAAAAAAGACGGGGUGCACGACGGUAUAUGAUUAAUACACAAAUAAAUCGGCGCGUCUCGCGAAGAUGAGGAAGACGGGAGAAGGAGAUGACAGAUUAUGUGUGUGUGUGUGCGUUCGCGCGUGUGUGUGUAUGCGUGUUUGCGUGAGUGGGCAUAUGUGUGUAUUUGCAUGGAGGGAAAACGAGUCACUGCCGCUCGUGCGACUAACACAGAAUAAAUAACAAGAAAAAAAGAGACACGCAACGAUGGAGAAUCGAGAGUAUAAUAUAUUGCGCGAUAUCUUUUUAGGCAAACACAAGAGUUGCCAUCGAUUAACGUUAUGAGUACUACUGUUCAUUUCCUAGCUUUCUGCGAACGCACAUCUGUUUGGUUUUGCUAAGCUUCUUGUACUAAUUUUUCAAUCUCAGACAUUCAGAGUACGCGCGUGCGCGUUUCGCUUGUCACGUGUGUGUGUUGAAUAAGAAUCUUUGAACGGGAAAUGGACUGUAGUGUGGAUCACGUUACAAUUGAAUUUGAUCGUUCAGAAUUUAUGAAUAAAUAGUUGUUAUAUUAACGAUUAUAUCAGGACGAAGUAGAAAGGGGAAAAAGCGUGUGAUUUGUCGCGAAGGAAAGAGAAAACAAAGAAAAAGAUCUAUCGUGUCUACAUAGGCAGUACGUAUGUCUCUUUUCGAUUUAAUCGACAAAAAAUAUAUCUUGAAUCAAGUCGCUGUAUUUUCGACGAACACUCGUCGAACAGAAGUCGCAGAUGAUAUGAAUGUAGAUAAAAUAUUGCUGAACGCCUCUUGCGACUCCAUUAUCGCUUUCUCGACGGUAAAAGAGUGCGAUUUAUUGACUGUGGUUAAGUCGAAUGAAACAUAAGAGGAAAAGAAACCAAGAAUAAGAAUGAGAAAAUAUUCGUAUAUUAUCACAAAUAUUUGAAUAUUUAUAUAUUACUGUCUGCAUUGCGACAUCGUACACUCGUUUAAAAAAUGAAUGACAUCUUUAUUAAAAGUAAUGAGAUUAUAUAUAUAUAUAUAUAUAUAUAUAUAUAUAUAUAUAUAUAUAUAUAUAUAUAUAUAUAUAUAGAGCAUAGGUGAGGGAGAGAGAAGAAAAAGGGAUGGUAGCCCGAGAGAAUAUGAAACCAUAUAUUAAUACAUAUUAAUAUGUAUAUUAUACAAAGUUAAUUAUACGUUUUGUUUCAUCGAUUCAUAUAAAAGGGGUGACGUGAUCAUAUAUAUAUAUAUAUAUAUAAAAGAAAAGACGCGAAAAAAAACGCGCUUUUACAAAAUGCAAGAAAUACAUACACACACACAUAUACAUACAUGGAUUUAUGCACGCAAAAAUAUGCAAUAUACAUUUCGAAAAGAAAAAAAAACACCAAACACGCGAUUUCGAUACUUUUCACACCAAAUUCUCACAGAAUGAAUAACGACACGCGCACGACAUAUAUUUCAUCGUAAAAAAACAUAUUCCACCGCAAGAAACACGGUACAAGAGACGGUGUAUGUAAUUAAGUUACAUAAGUUUGAACGAUGAUCGAGUUCUAACACAAUUGCAUAUUAGGUAUGUAUUAUACGAAUGCAUAAUAGGUAUUUAUAUAGAAUCUAUAUAACUGUAUAAUUGUAACGAAAUGCCAAUGUCCGCGGACCCAGGCAACUGCACAAAUCCGGUGACGUACAAUCAAUCGAAUUGAAAAUCGUUGUUGGGCGUUGCAGUUGCUUAGGCCCCUCUUGCCGGACACAGGAAGAAAGAUGAGACAAAACGAAUGGCACAGAAAGGAAUAAAAAUAAUAUUUCAAGACGGGCGACACGAAAGAGAGAGAGAGAAAGAGAAGGAGGAGAAUAACACACAAUUGUGUUAUCUCUCUGAGGAAAAAGAAAUCUAAAUACGCUUCGAUUUUGCAACGCUGUGCUAAUAUCAACACAAUGAUAAAUAUCUAUCCGUUCUCUUUUGUGUUUCUUCCGUGAUUGAAACGGCAAACCGAUAUAAAUCUAUAUUUCGCACUGGUGCGAAUAUGAAACGAAUGAGAAACCCAUAUAGAGAAAAAAAGACACGUAGAUGCGUUAUUAAAAAAUGCUAUUUAAUUGGGGAGCGUCCGAUUGAGUGCGUGAUCGACGCGUUUGCAUUUUUGAUGAGAUAUAAAAUGAGUAUAAUUUUAUUUAUUUUCUAGCGACAAACUCAUUGCUAACGUAUUUCUAUAAUAAAAUAAUUAUUCUUCAGUUGCAUUUUCUUUGAAAAUUUACAAUUUCGGCUGGUCUGAAUUUACUUAGCAUGUAGAUCGUUUCGACGAAUAUAAAUAUGAAAUAUAAAUCACAAUAAUAAAUUCAAGUACGCACGAGUGGGUGAAAUAUAUUGAGACAAGUAUCCCGAUCCUCUUCGAUUUUAAAGUGUAAUUUUCUCCAAAAGUUAUCUUUCUCACAUUCUUUCUGACAUUCUUUAAACGCGCGUUAAACAAUUGUUGCGCGAUAUCGAUAUAUAAUUUGUAUUAACUAAUUAUUGAAAAUUAAAAUUAACGAGAAGGAUGAACAAAAUCUAUUUCAACAGAUUGUUGACGAGCUUUUAUAUGACGCACUUUUUUACAUGUUUCUAACUUUAUCACCGGAAAAUUUUUUUGUUGAGUUCAAGGAAGAGGGGAGAGAGGUCAGAAAAAACUUGCGAACUGUGCAACAAGCAUUGUAUAUUGUUCGGAUAGAGCGUUGUAAACGGAAACUGCAAGGAAGAGACAUAGAAAAAAAUCGUUCACUGGCGCAGAUGGUAUGACAUUGUGAUCUAUGCAAAUUACAAAUCACAAAGCAACCACAAGUAGUAGAUAUUUAAGAUAAAUACACGUAAAAAAAAAAAACACGUACGUCUAUGGAGACUAGAGAAAAAGGGGAGGAAACAUUGUGUUACUGAAAUGUAUGCGCGAUAGCGUGCAUUUUAACACGUUAUUAAAAAGCGAGGACGACUACAAACGUACCUAACUAAAAAAACACAGAGAGAGCGGGAGAAAGAGAGAAACACAUAUAAAGAAAACAAAAAUAAUGAAGUGAAGAGAUACCGUCUGACACACGUAAGAAUAAGCAAAGUAAUAUAAAAAUGAAAGAAAAAAAAAAACAUGACGCUCCUGCCACGCAGCGAGUCUUUAGACAGCUUUAAGAUAAUUAUAAAUGAUAAAAAUAAUAAUUAUUAAAUAAUAACGAUAAACUUUCUAUAUGUUGAAUCGUGUCUAGUGAGAGAAGUACUAUCGAAGUAAAAAAAGCAACACAAAAAAAAAAAAUAAUAAUACUAUCGCCACACACAUGAAUUAAUGCAGUUUAUAUGACCAUUGAUUAGUUGUCUCUAUCUCGCGCGCGAAUGUUUUUUUCUGUUUUUCAUAAUAUAUAUAAUAUAGCGAGGAGAGAAAAGGGGUGGCUGUUAGAGAAAUAGCUUUUGGUGUUUCGUUUGAUGUUUUAUGAACAAACGUUGCGCGGUUGGUUGAAUGGCGGAUCUUUUUGCUAAAUGUUAUAAUAUCCACAAAAGGGUCCCGGAGUUCCAUAUACCUGUGUUUUUAUAUAUUCGGUGGAGUUGAACACCGAAGCUACUGUUAUCCAUUGUCACGCGCUAAUUCUUAUCACGUAGGAUUUUCAUAUGUGUACGUGGAUCGCGAGCGACAAUUGCGUGUAACGAUAUGAUAUCGGCGUUUGCAUUGUAAAAAAAAAAAUAAUAAAAAAAACGCAUUCAUUUCCAAACAGCUCACGUCUUUCAUAGCGAGACGAGUCGUCGCGAUCGCGACGUAAUCUCUCUCGCUUGCACGAAAUUGUGGCUCAUAAAAAGAAGCAAAGCUUUAUCAAGCUAAGUUCACCUAGUAUGAAAAUCCUGUCGUUGCUGCGAAUAUUUUUAUUAUUAUUAUUAUUAUUAUUAUUAUUAUUAUUAUUAUUAUUAUUAUAGUGUCAUUAUUCUUACUAUUACGAUUAUUCUUUUUAUUACCGCUAUGAUUAACUAUUAGUAUCUAUUAUAUUAUCGAAGAGAGCUGUUGUGUACUGAGAUUGCUAAUAACGAAACCAGUCUCGAGCAGACUGAUUUCUUUCGUUUUCUUUUUAGCAUAUAUCACACGACAACGAUCAGUCGAGUUUUUAAAUUUAAUGGCUUUCCCGUUCUCCAUCCUUUUAUUCCUCUCAUCAUAAUCAAUCUCGAUCUCAGUCAAAUCCUUCCUCUCUUUCUUCGCAUCUACAUAUGUAAGCACAUUUUCUUUUCAAAUUCGUUUCCGCUUUUCCUAAUCAGUUCUGAUAUAGAAUGCGUUCUGAUAUAGAAUGGUUUCCCAAAAGAGAUAUAGAGAAGCGAGGUGAGAUAACAGAUGCAGAGUCAAAAAGGGAGAGGUAGAGAAAUUUGACGGGAGGUCGAUUGAUGCCCUCAAAAGCUGAAUCGACAGUGUUAAAUUAAACAUUACCUAGAUUCGCGAUCUAGCGGGUCAAGCAAGAGUAAAUCAUCCUUCGAUGCGUUGCAGUUUCCCCCUUUUUUUUUUUCCUCCUGGCGCGCUCUCGCGUGUGUGCAUGCGUGCGUGAAUGCUAAUUUGUGUGCGUGUAUAGGCUCGACAAUCGAAGCGAGCAAGCGAGCGAAUUCUUUGUAAGGCGAGAGAAGAAAUUGAGAUGAGAAAAUUGCCGAUUGCGAGGACGAUGCGCCGUCGAAUUACGUUAAACACCACGAUUUUUGGAGGGAGUUAUAUAUGCAGGAAUUAUACAUGUCCUUGAACUAUUACAUUAUAUCAAUAGCGUAACAAAAAUCAAAGUUUGUUGUUGCAGAAAACAGUGAGAAUUACUGCGAUUGGCCUUUGUAUGUCAUUUGAUUUAUUAAAGAUAACAGUCUGUUGCAA